UCAGAAAACAUUUGAUGCACUUAAUAAAGUACAAAUGUUCAAAGCUUAAUCUAGAAAACAUACAACUUGACCGAAUGUUCACAUAAAAUUUGUAUAGAGAACUAAACAACACAUCUCCUUUUUUUCUUGCAGGCUUUGUCGUGUACCCGAAACUUCUGGAAAGCAGGGCAGACGAUGACCGUCUUAUUUUGCACGUUCAUCCUGGUCUGACUCUCACUCUCGAAAAGAGCUCUAUAUUGGCGAAGCAUUUACAUUUUGUCUCAUCAUUUGAACAUUCCACCGCAACACUCUUCAACAGAGAAGAGCUCGAACGAAACUUGUACGAAGAUACCACGCAUAUGUCAUCUCUCAUUGUGGACCGAGUACAGAGUGGCGUGCAAGUGUAUGGAAUUCUCAAUCAUCACCUCAAGAUCGUUCCACUUGAGGUGGUGAGCCGAUCAAGUGAUGGCGGCUCUGCACAUAGGAUCAGCGAAAUUCUACAUAAGUCAACAUACACGUCUGCUGAAAAUAACACAGAAGAUGCUGGAGAUCCCUACAAGCAGUACUGCGACCCUAUAAACAUUACAAGUAAAGGAGUGGAACGAGUUCCACCUGAUCUGUUUCGUGUGGAAGUAUGCAUUGUGGUGAGCCGAAACUACACAAGAGCCUUUAACACGACAGAGGAGCUUGUCCGGUACCUUGCUACCAUGCUUAAUGGGGUGAGUUGA
Dermacentor silvarum is the source of this 707-nucleotide messenger RNA. RefSeq lists its product as uncharacterized. The record is from RefSeq and is a predicted model, not a curated record. The coding region runs from base 339 to 707 and encodes 122 amino acids. The transcript is spliced from 5 exons. Lineage: Eukaryota; Metazoa; Arthropoda; Arachnida; Ixodida; Ixodidae.